AUGUCUUUUGGAGCAGCUGGUGGAUCGAUGCCUAUGACAAGCAAGGAACCUCCUGAGAGAGGCAGUUUUCCAUUAGAUCAUUUCGGCGAAUGCACAAUUGUCAUGAAAGAGUAUUUGGAAUGCAUUAAAACGAAUCGAAGUCGACAACAGGAAUGUCGACCGCUUGCCAAAAAGUAUCUCCAAUGUCGCAUGGACGCAGGUCUUUUCGGGCAAGAUGACAUGAGUAAUUUGGGCUUUGAAGACGAGGGAGCAGAAAAAUCAGAUUCAAAGAAAGAAUGA
Schizosaccharomyces osmophilus is the source of this 279-nucleotide messenger RNA. It is a transcript of the gene cox19, whose product is annotated as mitochondrial copper chaperone for cytochrome c oxidase Cox19. NCBI's taxonomy places the organism in Eukaryota, Fungi, Ascomycota, Schizosaccharomycetes, Schizosaccharomycetales, Schizosaccharomycetaceae. Bases 1 to 279 code for a protein of 92 amino acids. Gene Ontology annotation, cellular component: mitochondrial intermembrane space. The transcript is spliced from 3 exons. Gene Ontology annotation, biological process: mitochondrial respiratory chain complex IV assembly. The record is from RefSeq and is a predicted model, not a curated record.